CAUUUAGCAUUAUUUCGCUCGUUGCAUUUCCACGUGCGUAUGAAUCCUUUGCGAGGAUACCAAACCAGACCAAAAUUACCGGUUAAGCAAACCUAGAAUAUAAAACUAGUCAGUCGUCCCGCCAAUACAGGGUCAAUGUCUGGGAAACCAAUUCUACUUUUGAAUGUGUGACGUUUUAACUAUGUCAUUAUGCGAACGCAGUUUUAAUUAUCGCGGAAGUACAUACGAGAUGUUUUGUUUUGUGUGAAAUUACACUUUAGGUUCAUUCACACAUCAGGCAUUCUCAUCAGCAUACUUCAAGAUGGGUAGUUUGAAUGCCACUAACGGCAUUUGGAUACUCUUUAUAUUCUUUCUUCUGAUACCACUUCUAUCUUCGCAAAAUACGACGAUUUCUGGACCAAUUUCGACAACAACUCCAAAAGCGCCGAAUCGAGUGAACAGGUAUCCUUGCCGUUGUUUUGAGGGAGAAUGUGGUUGUUGUUCUGGAGCAAUUUUGUCUAAUUUCAACAUAAAUGUUCAAAAUCGAGCUUGCGUAAAUGUAACUUAUUUUCCAGAAGAUUUCGAAUUUCACAUGCGAUUCAUAUUGAACGAUGUUACAUUUUACCAAAGAAGAAUGUCAGGAAAAAAUCCUCGUCCAUUGUGCGCAUCCAUCCCCUAUAUUACGCUGGUAAAAAUGUGUGUAGUUUUCAGCAACGUGUACGUCGUGAGCAGAAAUCUACACAUGUGCCUGAGUAUUGACGGAAAGUUCAGGGAAAACACUUUGUUCUCCUAUAGUUUUGAUUGCAUCAGAGUUGGAACAAGCGGCAUAGCUUUAUUAAAACCGGAAGAAGGAGGAGGAUUAGGACCACCAAAACCCGUAAUUGAUAAUGCUACAGUGGGAGAAGAUUACGAUGCAAUUGUUGCCAGUGAAGGAGAUGAUAUUCAGAGUGCCAAAUUAGCCUAGUGCCAUUUAAAGCGUUAUUUGAUUUUUAACUUUCAUUAUAUUAAGUUGACGUAUAUUUAUCAUUAUUUUGAAAUACAAUUUAAAUUCAUUUGUU
Planococcus citri (citrus mealybug) is the source of this 1037-nucleotide messenger RNA. RefSeq lists its product as uncharacterized. Bases 302 to 943 code for a protein of 213 amino acids. The transcript is spliced from 4 exons. Lineage: Eukaryota; Metazoa; Arthropoda; Insecta; Hemiptera; Pseudococcidae. The record is from RefSeq and is a predicted model, not a curated record.